AUGAUAUUCGUGACGGUGCUUAUGGUGGCUGAUGAUCAGUUGCGGUCCUUCAAUUACUUAGCAGAUGAUGAUGUGAGGAAAAUAUUGAGCUACCAUGUGGUGUUCGGUUACUACGAUCAGACGAGACUGAAAGCAUUGACGGCCAGGACCAUCCUCCCAACGCUUUACCAAGGAUCUACCUUGACUGCCAACUACGAUGGGAAUGGUGUUGUUACCUUUAGAUCAGCCAAUGCGGGUCCCGAAAUGAAUGUUAAAUUGAUCGGCACUGUUGAAGCUCAUCCCCAUAGCAUUUCAAAAAAAAUCGUUUCGACAGCACGAUCAACACCUAAUGAUGAAUCAAGCAACAAUGCACCAUCUCCGUCCAACGCUAACUCAAUCAACAAUGCACCACCUCCACCCAAGGUUAAACCAAGCAUUAAUGCACUAUCUCCAUCCAAGGCUAAACCAAGCACUAAUCCACCAUCUGAAUCUCCAUCCAAAUCGAAGUCGAGCCUGACUACACAGUCGUCCGUUGCACCAACAGAGGAUUAUAAUGGCGAAUAUGACAGCGUCCAGCCUUCAGUAACAUCGCCGCUUAAACCAUCUAGCAAUACACCACCACCAGCCCCAACAACUUCUAUUGAAGCUCCAGCUUCUGCUAAAUCUACUGCACCCGAACGUCUAAGUUCUGGGAAUUAUCUUGCUUCAGUGCUUAUGAUUCUCAUUGCUGCUCGGUUCUUGUUUAACAUUAUUUGA
Molecule: messenger RNA, 735 nt
Organism: Hibiscus syriacus
Lineage: Eukaryota; Viridiplantae; Streptophyta; Magnoliopsida; Malvales; Malvaceae
Product: fasciclin-like arabinogalactan protein 3
Exons: 2
Coding region: 1-735 (244 amino acids)
Cellular component (GO): plasma membrane
Source: RefSeq, a predicted model, not a curated record